Molecule: messenger RNA, 3955 nt
Organism: Olea europaea var. sylvestris
Lineage: Eukaryota; Viridiplantae; Streptophyta; Magnoliopsida; Lamiales; Oleaceae
Product: phospholipase D zeta 1
Exons: 19
Coding region: 185-3604 (1139 amino acids)
Biological process (GO): phospholipid catabolic process; phosphatidic acid biosynthetic process; intracellular signal transduction
Cellular component (GO): plasma membrane
Molecular function (GO): D-type glycerophospholipase activity
Source: RefSeq, a predicted model, not a curated record
AUUUUCCCAUCACUUUCAACGGAUCUUUAAAAAAUCAAACGGGAGUUCCGUUUCUUCUCCUCUCUCUCUCUCUCUCACACAGAGUCUUUUUCUCUCUAAGCAAUCCCAUUAGAUCUCAAUUCUCUCUCAUCCAAUUCAUCAAUCUAUACGUAAACCAUAGAUAUUUGUAAUAUUUAUUUAUUUAAUGGCGUCGACGGAGCAAUUGAUGGGAGGCGGACCGAAGUACGUCCAAAUGCAAUCGGAGACGGCGGCGGCGUUUCCGUUGCAGUCGAUGACUUCAUCGUUUUUCUCGUUUCAUCAUCCAAGCACUGCUGAGCCGACUCGAAUUUUUGAUGAGUUGCCCAAGGCUACUAUUAUUCAAGUUUCGCGACCCGACGCCGGUGAUAUUAGUCCUGUGCUAUUGACUUACACAAUUGAAUUCCAAUACAAACAGUUUAAGUGGCAGUUAGUGAAGAAAGCUUCUCAAGUCUUUUAUUUACACUUCACUCUGAAAAAACGAGCAUUUUUUGAGGAGAUGCAAGAGAAGCAAGAGCAGGUUAGAGAAUGGCUUCAAAAUUUAGGAAUAGGAGAACAUGCAGCAGUUACGCAAGAUGAAGAUGAACAAGAUGAUGAGGCGCUUCCUUCACGUAAUGAUGACAGUGCUAGAAACAGAGAUGUUCCAUCUAGUGCCGCUCUCCCAAUUAUCCGGCCAGCACUUGGAAGGCAGCAUUCAAUGUCAGACAGGGCAAAAGUAGCAAUGCAGGGAUACUUAAAUCACUUUCUUGGUAAUAUGGAUAUUGUGAACUCCCGAGAGGUGUGCAAGUUUUUGGAAGUUUCCAAGUUAUCAUUUUUGCCAGAAUAUGGUCCUAAGCUAAAGGAAGAAUAUAUUAUGGUGAAGCAUUUACCAAAAAUUAUGCACGAUGAUGAUGAAAAAAAAUGUUGUUCAUGCCAGUGGUGCAGUUGUUGCAGAGAUAACUGGCAAAAGGUGUGGGCUGUAUUAAAACCUGGAUUCUUGGCCUUUCUCAAAGACCCUUUUGACACCAAUCCUUUGGAUAUAAUUGUUUUUGAUGUUCUGCCGGCCUCAGAUGGUAAUGGAGAGGGCAGAGUAUCUUUGGCAAAAGAAGUGAAGGAUCACAAUCCUUUGCGCCAUUAUUUCAGGGUGACCUGUGGCACUCGAAGCAUAAAGCUAAGAACCAAAAGCAAUGCAAAAGUUAAAGACUGGGUUGCUGCAAUCAAUGAUGCUGCUCUUCGGCCACCAGAGGGUUGGUGUCACCCUCACCGUUUCGGGUCUUUUGCUCCUCCACGGGGUUUGACCGAAGACGGUAGUCAAGCUCAGUGGUUUGUUGAUGGUUGUGCUGCAUUUGAAGCUAUAGGUUUGGCAAUUGAAGCAGCAAAAUCUGAGAUAUUCAUAUGUGGAUGGUGGCUGUGCCCAGAACUGUAUUUACGACGUCCAUUUCAUGCUCAUGCAUCAUCUCGUCUUGAUUCUUUACUGGAAGCUAAAGCCAAGCAAGGUGUUCAGAUUUACAUUCUUUUGUACAAAGAGGUUGCUCUAGCACUCAAAAUUAACAGCGUCUAUAGCAAGAGAAAGCUUCUAGACAUUCACGAGAAUGUCAGAGUACUUCGCUAUCCUGAUCAUUUUUCUAGUGGGGUCUACUUGUGGUCCCACCAUGAAAAGAUUGUCAUCGUUGAUCACCAGAUAUGUUUCAUAGGAGGACUUGAUCUAUGCUUUGGCCGUUAUGACUUUCCUGAUCAUAAAGUGGGAGACUAUCCUUCUGUAAUAUGGCCUGGCAAGGAUUAUUACAACCCAAGGGAAUCAGAACCAAAUACAUGGGAUGACACGAUGAAGGAUGAACUAGAUCGAAAAAAAUAUCCGCGGAUGCCAUGGCAUGAUGUGCACUGUGCCUUUUGGGGACCGCCUUGUCGUGAUGUAGCCAGGCACUUUGUGCAGCGUUGGAACUAUGCAAAGAGAAAUAAAGCUCCCAAUGAACAAGCAAUUCCACUACUUAUGCCUCAACACCACAUGGUUAUCCCCCAUUAUAUGGGAAAAAGCAGCGUGUUAGAGGUUGGGAAUAAGGCUAGUCAUGAAGAUGUGAAAAGACACGAUUCUCUUUCCUCUCGUUCAUCCUUUCAGGAUGUACCUUUACUUAUUCCUCAAGAGGCAGAUGAGCAGGAUAUUUUAAUGGGAGACACGAAUCUGAAUGGGUUGAAUACUGAACAUGAUCUUCAGGUUCAGCCAAGCAGGGUCAGCAGAAGCCCUUUCUCUUUCCGCAAAUCCAAAAUUGAACCAUUAAUUUCAGAUAUGCCGAUGAAAGGUUUCGUUGAUGAAUUUGACACUUUGAAUUUCCAGAGGGAGUUGUCCCAUGUAACCCAGCCUGGCUCAGAAAUUUCAGAGAAAGAAUGGUGGGAAAUGCAGGAAAGAGGUGACCACGUUGUUUCUCCAGAUGAAAUUGGACAGGUUGGCCCUCGUGUUGCAUGUCGCUGCCAGGUUAUAAGGAGUGUGAGUCAGUGGUCUGCUGGAACAAGCCAAAUUGAAGAAAGUAUACACAUUGCUUAUUGUUCACUGAUUGAAAAGGCUGAACAUUAUGUUUAUAUCGAGAAUCAAUUCUUCAUCUCAGGUCUAGAAGGUGAUGAAAUCAUACGUAAUCGUGUUUUAGAUGCAUUAUACAGACGUAUUUUGCGAGCCCACAAUGAGAAGAAGUGCUUCAGGGUUAUCAUUGUGAUACCUCUUUUACCUGGCUUCCAGGGUGGUAUGGAUGAUGCUGGUGCUGCAUCUGUCAGAGCUAUUAUGCAUUGGCAAUAUCGAUCAAUAUGCAGAGGACCUAAUUCAAUAUUACAUAAUCUUUUUGAUCUUGUUGGGCCUAGAAUGCAAGAUUACUUAUCUUUUUAUGGUUUGAGAGCAUAUGGCAGACUUUUUGAUGACGGUCCGGUGGCCUCUAGUCAGGUGUACGUUCAUAGCAAGAUCUUGAUAAUUGAUGACCAUACAACUUUGAUUGGCUCAGCCAAUAUCAAUGAUAGAAGUUUAAUUGGAUCUAGAGAUUCUGAGAUCGGCAUGCUUAUUGAAGACAAAGAAUUGGUUGAGUCCUGCAUGGGAGGCAAUUCGUGGAAAGCUGGAAAAUUUGCAUUGAGUCUUCGCCUUUCAUUAUGGUCCGAGCAUCUUGGUCUCCGUGCAGGAGAGGUUGAUCAAAUAAGGGAUCCAGUGAUUGAUUCGACCUAUAAGGAUAUAUGGAUGGCUACUGCAAAGACAAAUACGAUGAUCUACCAAGACGUUUUCUCUUGUAUACCAAACGAUCUCAUACAUACAAGGUAUUACACAAUCCUUAACUUUCUUUUCCGAUCAACUUUCCAGUGGUUAAACUUGCAUGAUUGCAUCCACAGGGCUUCACUCCGACAAUGUAUGGCUUUCUGGAGAGAGAAACUUGGCCAUACUACCAUUGAUUUAGGAAUAGCCCCGAAUAAGUUGGAAUCAUACGAAGAUGGAGACGUUAAAUGCACGGAUCCCAUGGAGAGAUUAGAGUCUGUGAAAGGACAUCUUGUUUCUUUCCCAUUGGAUUUCAUGUCCAAAGAAGAUUUAAGACCUGUAUUUAAUGAAAGUGAGUACUAUGCCUCACCUCAAGUGUUUCAUUAAGUAUCAGGUUCGGAUUGAGAAAAGGGCAAAACAUUCAGUAUUUUUCGAGGGACAGUCCCUGUUGAAGAAAGUAGAUGUAUGUAACUGUGGUUGUUGGAGAGGAUUGUAUUUGUUAAUUUGUGUCCAAAGUCGUAAAGGCCAAACAAGAAGCAACAAUAAGCAAUCAUUCUCAGGAGUAACAUUUUUUUGGCUCCUCAUCAAGAAGCCAUUUCUUGGACAAAUUUAUUCGAUACGUCUCUCUUCUUUAAUUUUGUACAAUGUGUCCACAUUUUCUGUAGAGUUUCAGUCACAGCAUCAAAUCCUGCGGACCUAUUAACUUCGAAAUUUCAAGCAUAAUGAUCUUAUUGCUUA